UUCUGUAGUGAACAUCUGCUUUGAGCAGCAAGGCAAAUUCCUGCAGCAGCUGGGAAAUUUUGGAAAGUGGUCUUUGAACUAAUGCUUUUGUUAUUCUUGCAUUAGCCAUCAUCUGUUAAGCCCUGCCCUUUGCAGCUGUUCAUUCUUCAGGAGCAUCAAGACAGGUUAGAGUGCAAAGUGGAUAAGAGACAUAACCAGCUUCCCUGUCUCACAGAACAGGACCCAUUCCCUCAGCUUUGCCAGUGUAACUGUAUAUUCAGCACUCCAUACAGUUUAAGUUAAUACUUUUAAUAGUGGACAUGGGGAGCUACUAUGAAUGCAGUCAUAGUAGCAGAUCUGUAAUCCCAGGACUCUCUCUACUGCCUCCAGAUUACUUUCCACGACAUUAGGAGAAGCCAAACGAUGACAUUUUGUGAAUGGGAAGAAAUUACAUGAUAAUGGCUAGAGUAAUUGACAGAAUCUGAAAGGAGACAUAUUCACCAAAUAUGGAAGAGGAUAUCAAACCUAUCUUGGUUCCUGUGGGAGGUGAUGAAAGCAAUUAUGGAAUCAUGAAUAUACAGUUUAAUCCAGAAGACUAUAAGUGCAAAAGACCAUUUCACGUGGAGCCCACAAACAUAGUCAGUGUGAAUGAUGACAUGCAAAGAGUCACUGAUGAAGCUUCAGCAAUGAAUAAGCGGAUUCAUUACUACAGCAGGCUCACAUCCCCUGCAGACAGGGCAUUGAUUGCUCCUGAUCAUGUCCUCCCAGCUCCUGAUGAAAUCUACGUGUACAGUCCAUUAGGAACUGCUUUUAAAGUUGACAGUUGCACAGAUGGCUAUGGUAAAAACUCCAGUCUAGUGACAAUAUUUAUGAUAUGGAAUACCAUGAUGGGUACAUCCAUAUUAAGUAUCCCAUGGGGAAUAAAACAGGCAGGCUUCACUUCUGGAAUUGUUCUCAUCUUACUGAUGGGCAUUUUGACUCUUUAUUGCUGUUACAGAGUUGUGAAAUCACGGCAAAUGAUACCUUUAACUGAUACCUCAAACUGGGAAUUCCCAGAUGUUUGCAAGUAUUACUUUGGAUCCUUUGGUCAAUGGUCAAGCCUCUUAUUUUCUAUGGUAUCACUUGUUGGAGCCAUGGUUGUUUAUUGGGUACUUAUGUCCAACUUUCUGUUCAACACAGGGAAAUUUAUAUACAACUUUGUUCAUGACAUUAAUGUAACAGAUAUUGUUCCUGGCACCAAUGGAAGUAACAAAGUCAUUUGUCCAAAUGCUGCUGGUGAUCUCCCACCACAGAACAGGAGUGUGAUGUUCUCUUCUGGCAACAGAACAGGUUUUGAACUCUUUGAGGAAUGGUGGGACAAAUCAAAAACAGUACCAUUUUACCUGAUUGCAGUUCUUCUACCCCUGCUAAAUCUGAAGUCUCCAUCAUUCUUUGCGAAGUUUAAUGUCCUAGGUACAGUUUCAGUUGUCUACUUAGUUUUUCUGGUUACAGUAAAGGCUGCUCAUCUGGGAAUACACUUAGAAUUCAACUGGUUUACAGAGAAUGAAUUUUUUGUACCAGAGUUUAGAAUUCUGUUCCCUCAGCUCACAGGGGUUCUAACACUUGCCUUCUUCAUCCACAAUUGUGUAAUCACACUUCUUCAGAAUAACAGGAAUCAAGAAAACAAUGUGAGAGACCUCUCUAUUGCAUACUUCCUGGUUGGACUAACAUACCUGUAUGUUGGAGUGAUAAUUUUUGCAUCUUUUCCUUCUCCACCAUUAUCCAAAGAAUGCAUUGAACAGAAUUUUCUAGAUAACUUUCCCAGUGAUGACAUCAUGUCAUUUGUUGCAAGAAUAUUCCUGCUGUUCCAAAUGAUGACUGUAUAUCCACUAUUGGGCUAUCUGGCACGAGUUCAGCUGUUAAGACAGUUUUUUGGAAAUGCUUACCCAAGCCUUUUCCAUGUGCUUGUCCUGAACCUAGCCAUUGUAGGAGCUGGAGUAGCAAUGGCAAGAUUUUAUCCAAAUAUAGGAGGUAUCAUAAGAUACUCUGGAGCAACAUGUGGUCUGGCCUUUGUGUUCGUGUAUCCAUCACUCAUCUACAUGAUCUCCCUGCACCGUGCUGGGCAGCUGACAUGGCCCGCACUGAUUAUUCACAUCUUUAUAAUCCUCCUUGGACUGGCUAAUCUGAUUGCACAAUUCCUAUUGUGAAAAUUCCCCUUUCUCCCGUGCUUGUCACAAUUGGUACUGCGAUAUUUGGCAACAGCCUUGAGCAACAGUGAGGCAUGAGGACCAUCCUCCAUCUGAGGAUCUUGGGAAAAGCUUCACCUUUGAAACAAAUUCGAAGCACAUCAUUCAAGUGUUCUACAGGAAACAUGUCUUGCUUCUCUGAAAUCACAGUCUUAUGAGAAGUGAAAUGGAGUUCUCCUGGUUUUGUUGAAGGGAUAUCAAAAAUUAACGACACUGAAAUAUUUUAAUAUUUUACAGCACAUUUCUCCAAACACAGAGCUUCCAGCCUCAAGCUGUGGAAGUCUUUCCUCCGAAUGGGCUGUCCUUACCUUGAUUAGCAGACAUACUUUCUCAGUAUUGUUCAGUGACUCUUUGAAAUAUUCUUUUGUUGCAGUUAUUUUCCUGAUUUGUUUGGAAAAUGAAGAAUUUAUUGUCUCUCUUCUUUUUUUUAGGUUAAUUUAUAGUCACUUGGGUCAAAAUGCACUCUUAAUUUUGAAUACACUAUUAAAUUGUUUUGGCAAUAUUUUUCCUCUAGGAAGUUCCAACAACAAGAAACAAUAAACUCAUGUUUCAGUGUUUUAUUCAGAACCAA
Molecule: messenger RNA, 2775 nt
Organism: Passer domesticus (house sparrow)
Lineage: Eukaryota; Metazoa; Chordata; Aves; Passeriformes; Passeridae
Gene: SLC38A9
Product: solute carrier family 38 member 9
Exons: 17
Coding region: 486-2165 (559 amino acids)
Biological process (GO): amino acid transmembrane transport
Molecular function (GO): L-amino acid transmembrane transporter activity
Source: RefSeq, a predicted model, not a curated record